Messenger RNA from Nipponia nippon (crested ibis), 981 nucleotides. The record is from RefSeq and is a predicted model, not a curated record. Lineage: Eukaryota; Metazoa; Chordata; Aves; Pelecaniformes; Threskiornithidae.
CAGCGCAGACCAGCUCCUGGCACCACCGAGCCAAACUGGAUUUCAACCAGUGAUCCGUAAGCAGCGAGUCCCGCGCGGGCACGUGCCCCUCGGCCAGCAUGACGAGCGAGGUGGUGGAGAACGAGUUUGAGUUUUACUCCAAGGCGGAAAAGUACUGGAAGGACGUGCCCGCCACGGUGGACGGCAUGCUGGGGGGCUACGGCCACAUCUCCAGCAUUGACAUCAACAGCUCCAGGAAGUUCCUGCAGAGGUUUCUGCGGGAUGGCCCCAACCGGACGGGGACAACCCGUGCUCUGGACUGCGGGGCAGGCAUCGGCCGGAUCACCAAGCGGCUGCUGUUGCCCCUCUUCAAGACGGUGGACAUGGUGGACGUGACGGAGGACUUCCUCACCAAGGCCAAGAGCUACCUGGGAGAGGAGGGCAGGCGGGUGCGCAACUACUUCUGCUGCGGCCUCCAGGACUUCAGCCCCGAGCCAAACUCCUAUGACGUCAUCUGGAUCCAGUGGGUCAUCGGACACCUCACCGACAACCACCUCUCUGACUUCCUGAAGCGGUGCCGUGCCGGCCUGCGGCCCAACGGCAUCGUGGUCAUCAAGGACAACAUGGCUCAGGAGGGCGUGAUCAUGGACGAUGUGGACAGCAGCGUCUGCCGGGACCUGGACGUGGUCCGUAAGAUCAUCCGCCGAGCUGGGCUGCACCUCCUGGCCGAGGAGCGCCAGGAGAACUUCCCCGAUGAGAUCUACCAUGUCUACACCUUUGCCAUGAGAUGAGGGCGGCCGGCGGCGGGAGGAGGUCUCUCCGGGGCCAGCUCGGAGCACGGGCCAGCAUGGUGUGCCUUCACCAUGGGGUAGCAGACGGCGGCGAGGGUGUCAUGGGUCCCUCUCUCCGGGGCUGGUGACGAGGAUGGGGCUUUGUCUUCCAAGUUGCUGCUGUUUGUGAAAAGAGGUGUUUGCCAAAUACAUUUUCCUGCUGUUGCACUUC